This is a messenger RNA of Boleophthalmus pectinirostris (great blue-spotted mudskipper), 4401 nucleotides long. Its product is annotated as collagen and calcium-binding EGF domain-containing protein 1-like. The coding region runs from base 2793 to 3950 and encodes 385 amino acids. NCBI's taxonomy places the organism in Eukaryota, Metazoa, Chordata, Actinopteri, Gobiiformes, Gobiidae. The record is from RefSeq and is a predicted model, not a curated record. The transcript is spliced from 17 exons. Gene Ontology annotation, molecular function: calcium ion binding.
ACGCACACAGCAGGACAACAGCUCAACAUCAGCUCAACUCACCGAAUCACAUCUAGCGCUUGUCAUUGGACACUGGUAGGAUCUAUACCAAAAUAAAUCAGGGCUUGUGUAUAUCCAGCGACUCUGACCUGUUGAACCGUUCAUGUUUACGAGGAACAGUUAAAAUGGUGCUGUCCACAGAAACACCUUACAUUAGACCUGGAGAAGAAGACCUUACAAGCUUCACAGUCUUGUGAAGCAGCCUUUCAGGAACAGCGGGCACCUGCAGUGAAGAACCCUUCUCCUGAUCUUUAGCCAGGAUCUUGGUCAGGACUGUUCGUAGGGAUUAUUACUGGAGUAAGGAGAUCCUCCCUAUAAUCAAUAUGUCAACAAAUCAAUCUUGUCUGAGGGAAAAAGACCACAGUUAAGCAACAAUGACAAAUUAAUGAACACAAGAUUGAAACCAAAGCAGACAUCAUAAAGAGCUCAACAGGGUAGUGGUCGGCAUACGCGCUCGUCCUGUUGUGGUCACUUUUUAACUGAAACAUUUGUGGUUGCAAUGGACAAACAGGCAUAAAAGUUACAUUUAGGUAACAGCAGAUAUCAAUAGAACCCAAAGAACAUAUACCACUGCAAACUUUUACAACAUGCAAAAAAAAUAGUUUUAAAUUUCAUGACAAGUCCCACAGGAGCUUCAGUGCUGGCUGUGCAAACCUGUGUAACAUGCCAGGUACUGCACAGUUGACCUCAGCUUCCAUUUCAAUUUGACUAAAGGAACCAAGACUGCAUGUACAUAAUGUGAUGCUUAUACGCAUGUGUCCUGCCAAAUUGAGUGCUAUUUGAAUUCAAAACAUCUAUGUUAAGAAUGAUGCAAGGAGGAAAAUUUAAGUCAAAGCAUUUGUCCAAAGUUCAGACAAAUGUCAAUUUAUUAACUCUGGUGUCUGCUAAACAUAAACCAACACCAACAAUAUUGGAGUUGUGCAAGUGGAGUUUCCCUUCCACACGAACCGUUCUGACUGUGAUAUAUCGACUUUGUGUGAUUUGGCCUGAGUCGCCAAGUGUUUAUUACAAUAAAAGGACCAUAAAGCAGUUGCUGUUCAGAAAGUUGGGUUUCCGAGCAACUCCAGUACAAUAAAAACACAAGUGCAGAUAUACACAUCCAAAUGCAGACAUGGAAACAGGGUGCACCUCAUAUGUCUCUUUGUCAUUACAUAAUUCACAAGCUGUAUACAAUGGGCCCUGUGGAUGCACUCCAGACUAAAUCAUGAUCGCUCACUAGUCCUCAGAGGUCAUAUACUUUAUUCUUAAGUCACUUUUAAAUGACUAAAAGAUGGAAAGAUUGAAAAAGAUUACACAUCCUUAAAUCCAAUGUAACAUUCUGUUGAUGCAAGCAACACUAUGUCAACCUGCAUACAUGGUUCUAUGUGUAUCUUCAGGUCUUUAUGUUGUUUUAUCUUGGCAGUUGCAGUCUAUGUUGGAUUUAAUUGAUUAAUUGUACCAUUUGCACUCAAAAUACUUGAACACCAUGCAUAAGCAGAGGUCACCUCUCCACAGAUCUGGCUUUCAACUUUGUCCUGUGGUGUACUUGUCUCCAUAAAGGUUUAAUAACAUACAAUGUUCAAGAUUCUUGGCAAAGCAAUAACAUCUCCUAUUCAUUCAUCUCCAGAUCUUGUGCUAGGCUUGACUUGCUGGAGGAUUAUCCUAUAGGGCAUAUAGAGAAUUUGCACGUCACAAAGCCACAUUUGUGUUGACACUUUAUUUGAGCUGAGUUUUCUUAGCUGGCAUGCAGGUGUAUAUGAAAGGCAGGCAUUAAUCUGUGACAAAGAUAAUUGUCUAAUAGCUCAAUAGUGUAAAGUCCUGACAUUGUCCUAAUCUAUCAAAUGUUUGACUAAUUUACCAAAAUAUCUUAGAAGCCAUGUUCAGGCUUGCAGAAUACUAAAAGCAUGUUAUUUCUGGCCCUAAUGUUGAUUAGUCUGAUUUUGUUGGCUUGGCUUGCUUGACUGCUGUAUGGUUUAAUUUAACUGACCAAUUACAUGCAUAGAUGACUCGACAUGGUACAUAAAUAAAUAAUCUAUAAAGCUAAGCACUGAGUUAAACGGUCUGCCUGUGAUGAACACCCAUGUCCAAAUUAAUUUUAAAAUCAUUUUUUGUCCCUCGGGAAGUUGCACACAAAUGUUUUCACUUUUAUAGUUUCACAAUAGGUCAGUUUCACCGUCUGAAAACUUGCAGAAUGUGGCCCCAGUUCUCAAUGAAAAACACAUUUCUGCUGGUAUGGACAUCAACAAACACCAAAAACAAGCCAAGGAAAUGGAGAAAGGAGUCGGACAUUUUCUGGUUGGAAAACCGCAUGUGCGGUCUCAGUAAUGAAGCAGACACAGCCAUUUCAACAGCUGCGUUUUACUGUGGUUCUUUAAUAAUGUUGCUUUAUAUUUUCUCCUGAAUUUAUUUGAUUCUACAGGGAAUAGAGCCAAGAGAGGCCGUGCUGUUUCAUUUGGGGCGCUCGACAAGGUUGCCCUAUAUCUGCUAAUGAAGCUGUGAUUCUACGAUAAUGAUCCAAAUGCUACUUCAUAGGCGGGAAUAAAAGCCCUGGGGGAUCACAACGCACUGGGCUGUAGACUCAGCCGCUCUCCUCCUCUCUCAGUGCGUAAAUGCGCACACAGCCGCGGACGCACGGCUCCAGUACACGCGCCACCACUGGACACUUUCACAGAGCGGGAUCUCUCACCCGUGGGUCACUACAUGGACCCUGCUCCGUGGUGCUAAUGUGAGGGCGUUUUAACUCGGACACGUUUUUGUCCCGGAGCAGAGGGGACAUGGCUCAACUCUCUGGGGCCACUCUGUUACCUAUCAGUGCUAUGUGCGUAGUGUUUCUUUGGGAAUCUGAGUCCAGUUCUAUCAGGACCACACUGGGAGUGGACACUUCGAGAACGGAGUGUCCUGAAAAUAAAAUCCUGACAGUGGAAUAUCCCUGUAUAGGAGCUGGAGGCAAGAACAGCAGUUGUUUUAGGAGGAAAUGCUGUGAUGGAUUCAGGUUCGUGAUGGGCCAGUGCAUACCAGAAAGUGUAGACGUGUGUGCUGCUUCCCCAUGUGAACAGCAGUGCACAGAUAACUUUGGAAGAGUGGUUUGCACCUGUUACCCUGGAUACAGAUUUGACCGAGAGAGACACCGCAACCAUAAGUCUCCAUACUGCAUUGAUAUUAAUGAGUGUGAGCAUCCUGACAGCAACAUUUGUGAGCAUGAGUGUGUGAACACAGUGGGCAGCUUCUCCUGCCGCUGUCACACAGGCUACAUCUUGGGCCCAGACCAACACUCUUGCAUCCCUGAGCACUUGAGUUCUUCAGGGAAGUCAGAGACUCUGAUGAGUGCUGGGGCCUGCUCCUUCACAUGUCAGGACUUUGUCAACAUGAAGAACAGUCUGCAGCAGCUCAAGUCAAAACUGGGCAGCACACAGGCAUCAAACCAGGUUUCUGGCUUAGCCAACAGCAGUGAUAAGCGAUCUCAUGGGAGAUCAGGCAAAACUUCUGCUGGCUUAUGUCCUCCUGGCCUUCCGGGGUCUCCAGGAUCCCCUGGAGUACCAGGACACCCAGGUGAACCAGGGAGGAGAGGUGAGCCAGGAGAGAGGGGCCCACAAGGCCCUCGUGGUGACAUAGGGCCCAUGGGUCCAGAACCUGACCUGAGGCAUAUCAAAAGAGGCCGCAGGGGAGCAGUGGGUCCUCCAGGAGCACCAGGAAAGGAUGGACUGAAGGGUGAAAGAGGAGCACCAGGUCCCAUUGGUCCACCUGGUCCACCAGGGUCCUUUGACUUUCUCCUGCUCAUGAUGGCAGAUAUCCGUAAUGACAUCAUCGAGUUGCAGGAGAAGGUGUUUGGCGAGAGGCGAGGUCUCACUCUGGACUCCUCCCCUCACCCCGGAGCAGAGGAGGAUGUUUUGGACUGGGGAUCUGGACAGGGCGAUGUCACGCUAAACUCAUGACCUUUAGCUUUCUUGACCACUGCAUUCCCAAAAGCAAUAUAGGACACUAGAGGAGGACCAAUAUGCCAUAACUGUGAGCAGCGGACAGAGGAUUACCUGUUACAAAGUGGACCACAGACUGUCUGGCUGCAGGCACUUCCCCAACCUCUUUCAUAUUUCAUGGAUAGAGAGGUGGAAUGUGCGUGCGGGCCCAUGAGUGAGGAAGAUGCUGCCUCUGCCUUUGUGUCUCUAAGCUAAACCACUUCAAACGGCACACACUUUAUCGUCUACAUCUCUUCCUGUUAGGGAAUUUUGUGUGUGUGUGUGUGUGUAUGUGUGUGUGUGUGCGUUGGGUGGGUAGGCGGGUGUUAUAGAGUCUGUGGGCCAGGCCUGGGAGCCCCUCUGCACCUGUGGUCAGGCCUGCAGCAGAUCAUCACCCUCUGAGAACUCAUGAGGUUUAUAUGAGCUGGAC